AUGGAUUUAUUUUUAAAUAAACCACCUGAAGCUCCACAACGACAAUUUAUUCGUCUUUUCGUUAAUACAGGACACAAACAAUUCAUUGCAACAGUAGAUCGCACUUAAUAAAAUCUGGAAGUACAGAUAGCUAAUUCAUUUGUAUAUACUUAAAGAGAGGAUCCUGAUGCCGAGGAGAUAUAGCAAUUCUAAGUCAAAAACAUAAAAUAAAAUGGCUAUUUGGUUGUGAUUCCUAAACAAAUGUAAAUUGGACAUGUCCUUGAUGAUCAAACGUUUAUCACUUGCGAAAUUAUAGAACCAAAAAAGAAAUCACAAGUUAAAAUUGAAUAAAAUGAAGGAUCAAAAAGAAGAAAUAAGCAACAGAAGGAGCAAAACAAAUUAGUAGAAAAUUUACCGGAUAUUUCCCCGCCAAGAACUUUACCAUAAUAACAAUAAUCACAAGAUGAUAAACAAACAAAUAAAAUACCUCAAAAUAAUUAAAAUCAAAAAUAGUUAUAAUAAUAAUAACAAAAAGACAAGGAAUAAUUGACUAAGAAAUAAUAGAAAUAAUAAAACAAAAACAAACAGGAAGAAGAGAAAUCAAAGUAACAAGCAUAGAAUCUAUAAGAAUAAUUACAAUAAGAUAAUACAAAAGAAAAUAAAGAAACAAAAAAUAAGGAGAAUUAAACUAACAAAGAUUAAAAAAAUUAAAUCUAAGAGGAAAUUCAAUAACAUGAAUCGACUAAUGUGAAAGAAAACUAACAAUAAAAUGAGGUAUAAAGUAAAAAAGAGACUAAGGAGCCAACCAACUAAAACAGAGACAAAAGCAAAGAGUAAAAAGAAAAAGAAAAUGCUUAAAACUCUGAAGUCAUCACAGCAUAGAAUUAAAAGGAGGCAUCAAAAAAAGAGAAAUAACAAAAUCCAACAUAAUCUUAAGCAUAAUAAAAAGUCUAAGAAAAUUAAUAAAUAAAAGCCUUACCCUAAUAAAAAUAGGAUCUUGAAGAAGAAAAUAAUUUUGGAACCAAAAAACAUCCUAAACUUGCUUAAUCUAAUGAAGAUCAAAUAAAUAAUACCUAAUAACAAAUCGUAGAUAAAGCUAAAUUAGAUAAAUAAGCAUAGAAUGUUGGAUAAUAAAAAUAAAAUGAUGAAAAAUAAAAGUAAAAUAAGUAAAGUAAAUAAUAAUAAUAAUAAUAAUAAUAAUAACAAUAACAAUAAUAAUAAUAAUAAUAAUAGUAAUAAUAAUCACAUAGUUAAAAAUAAUAGUAAUAAACAGUUUAAUAAAAAUAAAAUUAAUAAACCAAGAAGGUCAAUAAAGUUAUCAAAACAGGAUAUGAUUCAGAUGAAAAUUCUGACGAUCAAUAAUAGCAAAAAGUUAAGGUUGUAUAAAACUAAAAAUAAGUUAAGAAAAAUGAUAAGAAAUAAAGUAUUGACUUUGAUAAUAAUUUAUUUGAAAAUUGUUGA
This is a messenger RNA of Paramecium tetraurelia, 1440 nucleotides long. RefSeq lists its product as uncharacterized. The transcript is spliced from 2 exons. The record is from RefSeq and is a predicted model, not a curated record. Lineage: Eukaryota; Ciliophora; Oligohymenophorea; Peniculida; Parameciidae.